Messenger RNA from Megalobrama amblycephala (Wuchang bream), 861 nucleotides. It is a transcript of the gene ybey, whose product is annotated as ybeY metalloendoribonuclease. The transcript is spliced from 4 exons. Gene Ontology annotation, biological process: rRNA processing. Bases 251 to 760 code for a protein of 169 amino acids. Gene Ontology annotation, molecular function: metalloendopeptidase activity. Lineage: Eukaryota; Metazoa; Chordata; Actinopteri; Cypriniformes; Xenocyprididae. The record is from RefSeq and is a predicted model, not a curated record.
UGCGCAUGCGCGCUUUCAGUUUCCAAAUCAAUGGACAGAGCAAAGUCGUGACCAUGGUAGUUUUGUCGAAAUGACCGGUCUUAUUUAUUCACAUGUUCGCUUUAUAAACGUAGAUGUCGUGUCAGUAAGCAGUAGAGUGAGUCACACAUUAAUACACACUGAUUUCAGACGGUCAUCGUGUGACAGGAGUCGAACGCAGCGGCUCUAGCCGGCGGUUCUCCAGCUCUCAUAUCCCCGUGUUUACCGGAGGAUGGGAGUCGUGCUGCGGAACCUGCAGAAUGUGGUUCCUCUGAGGCGCGCCAGACUGCGCAGAGAUGUGGAGAUCCUCAGACACAUAUUCGGCGUGCAGAAGUUUGACCUGGGCAUCAUCUGUGUGGACAACCGCAAGAUCCAGCGGCUCAACCACAUCUACAGGAGGAGGAACCAGCCCACGGAUGUGCUGUCCUUCCCCUUCUACGAGGAUCUGAGGCCAGGCAAGAUCCCGUGUGUCCUGCAGAGAGACGAGUAUAACCUCGGGGACAUCUUCUUAGGUGUGGAGUACGUGAUGCAGCAGUGCAAAGAGACGUCCCAGGAUCUUCAUCAGACUCUCACAGUGGUCACGGCUCAUGGAAUCUGCCACUUACUGGGAUACAGACAUGAAAGUGAAGAGGACUGGAACGAGAUGCAGGAGAAGGAGAGUUACAUCCUCAGCGAGUUCAACAGGCUGACGGGCAGCCGCCUCGAGCCGCUCACAAAGAGAUGCAGCACACAGGACACGUGACGGACGCAAACUCCCGGGCCAUCCACGGGGAACGAGCACGUCUGCUGCCAACAUGCACUAAUGAGAACAUACACUUCUUGAAUUAAAACUCAAAGAAACAA